UGCCGCGGUUCCCCCGAGCCGCUGUCCCGAGUCCGGCCGGGCUCCGCCGCUGCCUUCCCGACCCCUCGCUGCGGGCGGGGGUAGCCCGAAGGUGCCCUAGGAACGCGUGCCCGCCCCGGGAGCAGCGGAGACCCCUCGGCGCGGCUCCCAGGGCUGCCACUAGCCGCGAAUCCCGGCCGUGCCGGAGGAGCCCCGCGGGGACCGGUCCGGGUCACCAUGUCCCGCGGGGGCAGCCGCUGGCCGGUUCGCCUGCUGGUGAUCACCUGCGUGAUGGCCGGGCCGGCGCUGAGCCAGGAGUGCUCCGCGGAGAAGAUGGAGAAUUCCAUCAUCGAUAUAAACUUGUCCCUGCCCCGCGGCGUCCGGGGCGUGGAGCCGCUGCGCGUCCCCAGCGCGGGUGCGUGUGUCCGCGCCUGCUGCUCGGGGCGCCGGCUCGCAGGAGACAAUAAGUGCAAUUUGAUUACUUUUAAUGCUGCAAGAGCAAGAACACAUCCAAACUGCUACUUGUUUUACUGUCCUAGCACUGAGGCUUGUCCAAUGAAACCUGCAACAGGACUUGUGAGCUACAAGAUAACUACAGACAUUCAUGCCUUAGAGGAUAAAUCCAUCAAAACUGAGAACUUUUCUUCCAAUGAGUAUUCUUUGCCUUCGGAUGCUGGAACCUUUAUUUCUCACAGUCAGAAUAUCCAUCAGAAUCACACUGCCAGUUUGGAGCAGUCUGUCUUUCAUCAGGCAUCUGAACUCCUAAAACAAAUAGGCAAGCAUCUGGACAACAUGGAACUUCACACAGUUUCUCCUGAAUCUCAAGGAGCAAAAGAAUCUGAGAGCUUAGACCCCAUCUCAAGGCAGCAGGUAAUUAAUCUGCCACCAAGCACGCCUUCUGCUGUUCCAGUUGGAAACCCCAGUGCUUCCUUCCCCACCACUGCUCGGGCAGGCACCCCUGAAACCAGCAGCGCUUCUCCUGCUCCUGUGCCAGCAGGUACUGCCCACCUGGAGUCUCUUACAACCUCUCUGCAUCCUGGUGCUGCCAAACCAACCACACCCAGCCCCACCACAGCUGCCUCUCCACCUGCUGCAGCCACUGCAGCUAAACCUGCUGUCCCUGCCACCAGCAUCACUGUUACUCGUGUUCCUCUUUCCAAGCCCACAAAUUCUGCUUCUCCUUCUACAACCGUGCAGGUGACCAUGAAAUCUGGAUCUGCUACUGCCCUAUCAGGACUAAGGACUCCAGCCAUGGCUCCUGAGCCAACAGUUGUCUCUUCCAAUGACACCAGCCAUGUGACUCUCCUUUCUUUUCCAGGUUUCAUUCUGUCCAGCGAUUCCCCCGCAUCUUCCCAAAAUGACCUUUGGGGUUAUAACCCAUCUGACUCAGAAAGCUCCCUGUCAGAAGGUGUUCUGAGAGGGAAAGGUGCCUUUCAGCUGGGGGAAAAAAGCAGCCUUGUAGCAGCUUUGUUUUUUGGGGUGAUGUUCUUGUUGCUAGUUAUUGUGCUGACAGGGAAGAAAAUCCAUGAAUCUCUUCAGAAGAGGCAUUACACCAGGCUGGAUUAUUUGAUCAAUGGAAUGUAUGCUGAUGUCUGACUGGGAGAGGGAAUAAAAUUUUGAGGAGCAUCUCUCACUUUUGAGAGGAGAACUCUGAAAUGGAACAGUAGAUAUUGAAAUCUCAGAUUCCUUUUUCGGGCUCUAAUGGGAAAGCAGGAGACAGGAGAUGGGUUUGGUGGUGAGAAGAAAUGCUCUGUCUGUGCUGAACUAUAAUGUCUGUAAUUUUUGAUUUAUUCCUAAAUCCUGAGAGUAAACAUCUAAAUCCAAGUUAAGCUAAGAAGGUCUUAUAUUUAAGGAGAAAAAGCAUUUCAUGAGCUUAAUCUGUACUGUGACAAGAUUAGUGAAAUUGAAGUACACCUAAUAAAUUGAGUACCUGUGCAGCA
Messenger RNA from Vidua chalybeata, 1919 nucleotides. It is a transcript of the gene MANSC1, whose product is annotated as MANSC domain containing 1. Bases 217 to 1575 code for a protein of 452 amino acids. Lineage: Eukaryota; Metazoa; Chordata; Aves; Passeriformes; Viduidae. The transcript has 3 exons. The record is from RefSeq and is a predicted model, not a curated record.